UUUGCUUAAAAAAACACAUUUAUUUAUUUACAUGAUUAUUCGACAAUGGAAAACAAAUUCUGAAACCAGACUUUUUCGUCCUUCUUCGUCUCUCUCUCUCUCUCUCUCUCUCUCUCUCUCUCUCAAACCACUUCACAUGCAUCAGUCAAGUUGGACCCUUGGCAAGCAUGACGGGUUUCGUUCAUGAUUUACUUAGCUGAGGGUUUGUGUUGGUACCCUUGAAGGCUUUUGAUUCGUGGCUGGCGAGUUUCUUGGCUUUUGCGUAUUUCCUUUGAAGAGUUUGUUUGAUCCUUUAGCCGAAUCUUCAUUGCUUUUGUUUGAGACAAGACUUGAAAGACUUCAGUUUGUUUGUUUGAUUUUUAUAACAACGGGAUAUUGGUGCUUUUCCGAGAUCAAGUUAACAUCCGAGGGCCAAAAAGAGAGAGGCAAAAUCGAAGCAAUUAAUUUUUAUGAUUUGCGGUUCUGGCAUUUGAGUGGCAUUGAUUGUGAGCUAAUACGGGAUAUAUUUAUUGCACCACUCUGCAAUGGAUUCAAUUCAAAAUAAGGUUCACUACUGUUGUGUUGCUAAAGGUAACCAAAUCUUGUAUGCGUAUAGUGGUGGAGGUGAAGAAGCUGAGAAAGUCGCAGCCUUGUGCUUGGAGGCGGCUCCUCCUUUCCACAGGUGGUAUUUUGAGACAAUAUGUAAAAAAACUUAUGGGCUUCUAAUGGAAGAUGGAUAUGUUUACUUCACGAUUGUAGAUGAAGGUCUUGGUAGCUCGGUAGUUCUUCGGUUUUUAGAACAUGUUAGAGAUGAAUUCAGAAAGGUAGCUAGAAAAGGUUCAAGGGGAUUUUCGUCGAACAUGAAUUCGGUAUACGUUCAAGAGAAACUGGUUCCUGUCAUCCGGAAUCUGAUCACUUCUCUAGAGAAUGUCUCACAUAAUUGGAGAGACGAAACUUCCUCGUCUGGUCCGUCUCCAUCACCAAGUAAUUUGAAUGGACAAAUUGAAAGUGCUGUUUCAACAAAAGCCCCGUUAUUGGGAAAAUCUAGCAAGCCAGAGAAGAAGAAAGUAAAGGAUCAUGUGAUUGCAAUGAGAGAUGUUGAGUUAGAGGAGCAUCGAAAAUCUACGGAUAAAGGAACAAGGGCUGAUUCAGGAAAUUUGGACGGUAUUAGCCAAGGUGGCGCAGGUGCAUCUUCUUCUUUGCAAAAGGAUUCUGGUUCGAUGAGGAUGAGGUCGGGCCCUCAAAAUGUUCGUAAGAAAUGGUGGCGCCAAGUGCGGAUUGUUCUAGCUAUUGAUGCAGCUAUAUGUAUAAUAUUAUUCGUCAUCUGGUUAGUAAUAUGUCGUGGUAUAUCAUGCAUUCGAUAGAAUCCAAUCCUCUUAUGUGACUGAAUUUGAUCGUUAUCAUAUUUUGGAAGUUGAGAUUAUCUGCUCCUGAUCUGAUCAACAAUAGAAAUUAGUUUCUUUAGUGGAGCAUGUAGUUGGAAGUUUUGUCUUGUUAUUUAAGAUAUAUAUUUAGGCAUGUGUUUCGGGUUAUUCAUACAUGAGCUUUUUAAUUAUAGAAGUUUAUGUACAGUUUCGUUACUUUUAAACAUCCGUACUUGUAUAUGAAUUUUGGGAAGAUUUUAAAGAUUUGGUCUGUUUCUAUAUUUUUCA
Trifolium pratense (red clover) is the source of this 1631-nucleotide messenger RNA. Its product is annotated as phytolongin Phyl1.1. The record is from RefSeq and is a predicted model, not a curated record. The transcript is spliced from 2 exons. NCBI's taxonomy places the organism in Eukaryota, Viridiplantae, Streptophyta, Magnoliopsida, Fabales, Fabaceae. The coding region runs from base 525 to 1343 and encodes 272 amino acids. Gene Ontology annotation, cellular component: membrane.